AGCGUAUCCUCCAUUUAGCCUCCAAUCCAUCCCCAAAUCAAACGCUCCCAACAACAAUGGUCUCAUCUUCUCGAACCGCUCCAGGCCGGGGCCGGAACUGGGCGGAACUCCCAGACGACGUCACGGCCUCGAUACUCUCGCGGCUCGGAGCCAUCGAAAUCCUGACGAGCGCUCAGAUGGUAUGCGUGACGUGGCGCAACAUCUGCAAGGACCCGCUGACGUGGCGCACCAUCGACAUGCGCGUUGAUCUUGAUGAUCAGAGGCACAUUCAUCACGACUUGGAGAAGAUGUGCCGCGACGCUGUCGAUCGGAGCUCCGGCAAUUUGAUCGAUAUCAAUGUCGAUAUCUUCGGCACCGACGAGCUCCUCAAGUACAUUACCGACAGUUCGAUGGGAAUCAAACGCCUCCGACUUGCCCAUUGCUAUGACAUAACAAAUGAGGGACUGAGUGCAGUGGCUUCGAAACUUCCGUUGCUGGAGGACCUUGAAAUUUCAUAUUGUUCGUUCUCACAUGAACCUCUAGAAGUGGUUGGGGCCUCUUGCCCUCUUUUG
This is a messenger RNA of Prunus avium (sweet cherry), 551 nucleotides long. The record is from RefSeq and is a predicted model, not a curated record. NCBI's taxonomy places the organism in Eukaryota, Viridiplantae, Streptophyta, Magnoliopsida, Rosales, Rosaceae.